GUCUUCAAAGAUCUCGCCGAAUGGCACUACUUAUUAAUCGAAUGAUUUUUAUACUUAAUCACUCCACAUUGUGAGAAAAAAAUCUAAUACAUUAUCUAUAAAUAAUUCAUUAAUACUUCCCAGUGGAAUAAAGAUUUAUAAAACGCUUCUUUGCCACAAAAGGAUGAAACCAAAGAUAUUCAUUAUGUGUCUCCUUAUUGCUUAAAUAACUGGGUCCUUCAAUUUUCCCUAAAAAAACUUCAUUCAAAACAUUCCAAAAAUAAAAAUCAUUUACACUGUUUUUAGAAAUCAUUUCUUUCUUAAAUCCUUUCAUUCCAACUUUAAGUGUACAGUUUUUAUAGAAGCAACUAUAUUAUAGUGAGAAGCAUCCCUACAGGAGAACAUCCCCUUGUUUAACUCUGUUGAGGGAUGUUGUGUGAAGUUUAGAAUAAAUUGGUAUCAGAUAAAUUUAUUUUACUCUCCACUAUCUGACAUGUGAUUACAAUGGACAUCUGAUUACAAUUUUAAGAUAAAGAAGUUUAAGAUUGAACUGUCCUAAAGAUCCAUUUAAAGUUAAGUAGUAAGUACUAAGAUCGUAAACCGAGACGGUGCACUCGCCACUAGGGGGCGCUUUUUCGGCGGGGGAGGGGGGCGCCAACAUGCAAUGAUACGCCACUGUGCACGGGUGGUUCUAAUGACAACUAUUGUAAACAGUACACUAUUAACCUAGGAGACAAAUUGUUGAGGACAGGGAAGAGUAGAAACAGUUUUGAAGGUUUUACUAGAUUUCGUUUACACACCAGAUGGUGAAAUUUCUCUAAUUCUAUUAAAUAUUUGUAAACAGUCUGGCAAUAAAUCUGAAUUAACUAGAGGCAUUAAUAACCUCACUUAUUAGGAUGUUGUGAUUAUGAUUGUGUUUGAUGGCAAAGUCUGCUCACAUGGAAGGACCCAAAAAUGUUCAUUCCCUCAUUGGAGGUCUUGCCCAGGCAUUAAAAGGCUUUUCAAUGCCCAGAUCAUCUACUCUCAUCAGUGAAGAACUUAAAAAACUGUCUGAUGAAAUCAAAAAGGAAAAGAAAUAUUCGUGUUCUUCUACAGUUCUGACAGCAGCACCUUCCCAACAAUAUUCGGAGCCUGUCUCUCUGCCUUCUUCCACUCCAGGAGAAGAUUCCAGUGCCACUGUGUUCAAAAGACAUUCUCAACACACUUUCAAUUAUGAGAAUACCAGCGCUCCAAGUUUAAGUGCAUUAUCCACCCCAAGCUGUUCCACUGCUCAAAUAGAUUAUUCUAAUGGAUAUGAUGUUGCAGAUCAUCCUAAUACAGGAAACAAUGUUGGAACUAAUUUUGGAACUCAUGUGAAUCAUUUUCCCAACAAUUCAUAUCCAUGUCAGUCUAGAACAAUUUCUCCCUCCAACAGCUCAUUUCCUCAAACUAUUUCCCCUGCCUCAUCACAAAUACAUCCAAAUUCAGAUACAGACAUUUUGUAUCACCCUGAGUCAUUGCUAAAACUUUUAUCUGAUGACUCAGACUUCAUACCAGAUUCUACAGAGGUAUCCAGGGAAAGUCACUGCAAUUUUCAACCAUCUGAACAAGACCCCUCAUUGCAGUGUCCUACCGGAACUGCCAUUUUAAGAUUACCUGAGUAUAUAAAAGCACCAGCUAGAAUUUUUCCCUUGGUGAUUGGGUCGGAGACUUAUGGGUUACCUUAUCAGGAUAACGGGUCAACUGUGGCAGUAACAUUUAAUGUUGUUCAUGCUGCUGGUGAAUUUGUUGUUGCUAAAGUUACUGGUUGUGGGCCCUUUGAUACCAGUGCCCCUAACCCUGGUGGUAUUAUUCUCACCCUGGCUGAUGAAAUUAAAGUCCUUCACAAUAAAAGCGUCUCAGAGAUGACUAUUGACGAACAAAUUCAAUAUCAUUCGUUAAAAGAGGAGCAGAACGAAGUAAUCGCAGAGUCCAUUAAAAAAUUUAAUCAGCAACAAAGAAACUCGACUGAGAGUGCAAGUGGUGUUACACAUCCAGAGCAAACCAAAAACAUGGAGGAGGACAUACAGUAUCUAAAUGUUGGAUCCGAUGUCGUGGGCACAGUCGUAAAGGUCCCAGAAGGUGACUCAUUGGGUCUUAUUUCCUGCGAGAUAAAUGACGAUUUUAUCACAGUUCCAUUCACUGCUUUGGAAAUUCCAAUGGUAGGAGGGGAAACUGUCCUCUUUGAUCUGGAGUUAAACUGCAAAACCAAGAAAACAGAAGCAAAGAGAGUCAAACUUGCUCCCCUUGACACCAACCUGAAGAAUGAAAAGAACACAAAAUUGAAUGGGAUGCAGAGAAAAAAAUCACGGAAUGUCAAAGAUAGGCAUUUACCUAUGAUAGCUAGUCCUCCGUCAACGUUUAGUCCACAGAAAAUUACGAAAUGCGGCAUGGUCGGUAAAAUAAUGAGUCUCCCAACAAAAAACCGAGACGGAGUCAUCAAGCUUUACGUGGAAAAACACUACACUAGAGCAGACUUCAAGUUAUCUACUUGUGGUGAUCAGUUCAGGACAGAGGUUGCUGUUCAGUUUGAUCUUAACGUCUGGUUUGAUACCUCUUCUCCCUUUGAAGCUGUGAAUGUAAAGCUAGCAGAUAAGGAUGUGGUAGUUGGCCGGUACUCGUUACAAAGCUUCAUCUGCGAGGAGCUUCCUGAUGGUAAACAUUGGAGUCUAGAGGACUUCAAACGCCUGUUGUUAUUGCUACGAGAGAGUGCGACACAAUCUUAUGAUUGGAAAUCGAUGUCACAAAGUUUGAAAAGAUCCCAAGGAGAUAUAAAGAAUUUCCUUCACAUAUUUGUCAUGAAAAUUAAUAAAACAACUGAUCCCGCUUUGAAUGGUACAUACAACAAACAACAACUUGACAAAUUCGUGAGCAACAUAAACCAAAUCAAGACGACGAAAAGACACAAUGUUUGUAAUAAUGAGAACGUGCCCCUUUCUGAAAGAAGACGAUCCAGAACUUCCUCGGCUAAAGAGACCCCUGUUCCAAAAACUCAAUCUAAAUUGGUGAUAAAAAAUGGUGCUAAAAAAGCGUCUGGUAAAGAAAAACCUCCUUCACCAAAAACGUUCACUGAGCUGAAAUCUAACAAGAGACCAAAGCUUGCCCCAGCCCCACCCGUACCGAUGGUGGACUCAAUAAGCAAAUCAGACAGCGUAAACCAACAGACUAGUCAGACUACUUCCUCUCACUUCUCACCCCAUCAGAGUUUUGUAGCUAAAAAUCUUCAGUCCUGGUCAAAGGUACCGGAGGUGCCAGGAGACCAGGCAGUGAACAGUGUGCUGGGUGACGUGUUCAGUUCCUGUGGUGAGCACACUUCACAACCAAUGUCCUCCAGCGGUGACACCUCAGAAGCUGAUGCAGUACCCGACCUAGGAGCAGUGUAUCGGUAUAUUGGUGCAUUGCUGGCUAAUGAGAAGAACUCGAAAGAUAUUCCGGUUAAAUUGAACGAGAUUGAAAGCAAGAUAGUCGUCUAUCUUUUACAAGACUUAUUUGACGACAUGUCAAAACGGAACCUGCUACCUCACAAACAGUUUCUCCUACAGCGGUACUUUGAUUUUACCGGAACUAAAACCUCCGGCAGGACUCCAAUUAAUCCAUUUAAAUUGAAAGGAUUUUUGCUGCAUUUACCGGAACCUCAAACUCAAAGAGGUGCAGAUUGAAAGGGCUAAUUAUAGGUCUCUUCUGGAUCAAUGUAUCAGUAAAGUUUUGAUUUUUAAUACUAUAAUCUUUGCAGUUGUUUCAUGUUUUUUAAAGAUUAGUGGCGUUUACAUUUUUAAACGAGCGUCGAGCUCUGCUAAAUACUGCAUUUGUACGAGUAUUUUCUGAAGUGCAAGUGAUGGUUUAAGUUGCAAAAGUUGUCAAAACCAAAUUCAAAAUUCUUAUAAAAAUGUUUUUAACUCGAGUUUUAAGCGAAUGAAAUAAGUUUAACUUUAUCGCGGGAAAUGUAUCUUUAACAAUAUUGUUCAUCGAAAGAAAAUAUGACACUUGACAGUUGCAGUCUUUUAUAAAUUGCUUAGCAGACAGAUGGUAUUAUUAUAUUUACAAAGUUACCAUUUUAUUUUAUA
Messenger RNA from Bolinopsis microptera, 4061 nucleotides. RefSeq lists its product as uncharacterized. The coding region runs from base 900 to 3656 and encodes 918 amino acids. The transcript has 14 exons. Lineage: Eukaryota; Metazoa; Ctenophora; Tentaculata; Lobata; Bolinopsidae. The record is from RefSeq and is a predicted model, not a curated record.